Molecule: messenger RNA, 1332 nt
Organism: Ruditapes philippinarum (Manila clam)
Lineage: Eukaryota; Metazoa; Mollusca; Bivalvia; Venerida; Veneridae
Exons: 2
Coding region: 357-725 (122 amino acids)
Source: RefSeq, a predicted model, not a curated record
ACAACAAACUGUUAAAGAUCGGAACUUUUAACAAUCAUUAUUUCACAAAGGUGACAUUAUACCGCCUUUAAUCAUUGCCGCCGCUGCUUAAGAUAAACAAACUGUCAAUAAAAAAUCUUUAAUCAUUGCCGCCCUUAAUUAAAUGUGUCCUUAAUUGCAAAACCAAUUAUUGACAAUUAUUAAUUAUCGUUAAAGCAGAUCACAAUAAUUGUUUUGUAAUUAGUGUACAAAAAGUAUUUACUAUUUUAUAAUUAGUCUAUUUAUUAUUAAGGAUGACAGUUUUUACUCUUAAAAACAAACUGUUAAACUGAAAACAUUUAUAAUAUUGUCAAAUCUUUCUUCAAAUCACUUCCAAAAUGGAAAUUAUUACAACAAGAAACGGUACCAAAAAACUUUGUCAUGAUGGAUACGUUUAUACCAAGAAGAGAACAACAAAAUCUACUAUACGAUGGGAGUGUUCCCAGAGGUACGCCCAAAAAUGCAAGGGUGCUGCGGUGACAGACUUGAACAUGACGAGUGUUCAUUCAGUAACUUCUCACACACAUGACGCAGAUAAAUUCGCAGUAGAAGCCAUAAAAAUUAGAACAGAAAUAAUGAAUGCAGCUGAUGCUAAUAGAGGAAAACCUGGUCAGAUUCUUGCUGAUAAACUGCUCCAAUAUCCAGUGCAGGUAAUUAUAACAAUGUUUUUUUACGGAAAGAAUAAUGUUAGCACAAUAUUUAUUUAAAAUAAAUAUUAAAUAGAAAAUAAAAUAUAAAGAGAAUAAGUAUUAUAAAGAAAAAGAAAUAAAAUGACAAUAAAAAUAAAAUUCUUUUUCUCCCUGUAUCUCUAUAUGUCUGGUGUACGUGAAUAGCACAUAUUGUUGCAUUAUAAUAACAGAAUUGCACCUUAGUAAAAAAGAAAUUAACAUGUGAGGGGUAAAGGUCGAUGUUAUAUUGAAUGUAAGUUUAAUCCUUAAUGUAUGUUAGCUUUCUUUAUUUCUUUUUUUAGGUGCGCGCAGCAACAGGACAACAUGAAUCUCUGAAAAGAUCAAUUAGACGUGUAAAAAGAGGACAAGCACCAAAAGAACCAACAUCAAUUAACGACAUUCCACAUCCACUACCGAAUGAUUACACCACUACAAAUGCAGAAAAUGAUGAACCAUUCCUGAUACACGACAAUGCGUCCGACACAAGCCGCCUCCUUAUAUUUUCAAGUGAAACCGGAUUAGAACUUUUAGGAAACGCUCAUACUUGGUACAUGGAUGGAACUCAUUCCACAGCACCACAACAGUUUGGACAAUUAUUUUGUAUAAGAGUUCCAUUAAGUGAUUCACAUGUUUCGGUGGUGUACGC